Molecule: messenger RNA, 570 nt
Organism: Salvelinus sp. IW2-2015
Lineage: Eukaryota; Metazoa; Chordata; Actinopteri; Salmoniformes; Salmonidae
Product: tubulin alpha-3 chain-like
Biological process (GO): microtubule cytoskeleton organization; mitotic cell cycle
Cellular component (GO): cytoplasm; microtubule
Molecular function (GO): structural constituent of cytoskeleton; GTP binding
Source: RefSeq, a predicted model, not a curated record
CUCUCCAUCAGCAGUUGUUGCGUCGGCGCUGACGGGCUGAGCAUACAGUACACCCAUUAAUUCAGACACAAAUAGAGAUCUCUCUGCGUAGGCUAUUUCUUUGUAUUUUCCCUUAUUGUUCGAUCCUCCUCAGAAAAAAUGCGUGAGUGUAUCUCUGUCCAUGUAGGUCAGGCUGGAGUYCAGAUUGGCAAUGCCUGCUGGGAGCUCUACUGCCUGGAGCAUGGGAUCCAGCCGGACGGGCAGAUGCCCAGCGACAAAACCAUCGGCGGAGGAGAYGACUCCUUCAAUACCUUUUUCAGUGAGACUGGGGCUGGAAAGCAUGUCCCCAGGGCUGUGUUUGUGGACCUGGAACCCACAGUUGUUGAUGAGGUGCGCACUGGGACYUAUCGCCAGUUAUUCCAUCCUGAACAGCUCAUCACUGGCAAAGAAGACGCUGCCAACAACUACGCUCGUGGACACUACACUAUUGGCAAAGAGAUCAUCGACCUGGUGCUGGACAGGAUCCGCAAACUGGUGGNCAUCGGGUUGAGACACAACAUGCUCUUGAAUACAGGUUGUAUUAGUCUGUGA